UGAGCGCGAGCGGCGGGCUCUCGGGUCUUUUUUAGCGCCAUCUGCUCGCGGCGCCGCCUCCUGCUCCUCCCGCCGCCGCUGCCGCCCUGAGUCACUGCCUGCGCAGCUCCGGCCGCCCGGCUCCGCAGCGCUCGCCGCCGAUACUUGCAGUUCUUACAACAUGGCGGAUAUUGACAACAAAGAACAGGCUGAGCUUGAUCAAGAUUUGGAUGAUGUUGAAGAAGUAGAAGAGGAAGAAACUGGUGAAGAAACAAAAAUCAAAGCGCGUCAGCUGACUGUUCAGAUGAUGCAAAAUCCUCAGAUUCUUGCAGCCCUUCAAGAAAGACUUGAUGGUCUGGUAGAAACACCAACAGGAUACAUUGAAAGCUUGCCUAGGGUAGUUAAAAGACGAGUGAAUGCUCUCAAAAACCUUCAAGUUAAAUGUGCACAGAUAGAAGCCAAGUUUUAUGAGGAAGUUCAUGAUCUUGAAAGAAAGUAUGCUGUUCUCUAUCAGCCUCUAUUUGAUAAGCGAUUUGAGAUCAUUAAUGCAAUUUAUGAACCUACGGAAGAAGAAUGUGAAUGGAAACCAGAUGAGGAAGAUGAAAUAUCGGAGGAGAUGAAAGACAAGGUCACAAUUGAAGAUGAGAAAAAAGAUGAAGAAAAAGAAGACCCCAAGGGAAUUCCUGAAUUUUGGUUAACUGUUUUUAAGAACGUUGACUUGCUCAGUGAUAUGGUUCAGGAACAUGAUGAACCUAUUCUGAAGCAUUUGAAAGAUAUUAAAGUGAAAUUCUCAGAUGCUGGCCAGCCGAUGAGUUUUGUCUUAGAAUUUCACUUUGAACCCAAUGAAUAUUUCACAAAUGAAGUAUUGACAAAGACAUAUCGGAUGAGAUCAGAACCAGAUGAUUCUGAUCCUUUUUCUUUUGAUGGACCAGAAAUUAUGGGUUGUACAGGGUGCCAGAUAGAUUGGAAAAAAGGAAAGAAUGUCACUUUGAAAACCAUUAAAAAGAAGCAGAAACACAAGGGACGCGGAACAGUUCGUACUGUGACCAAAACAGUUUCCAAUGAUUCUUUCUUUAAUUUCUUUGCUCCUCCUGAAGUUCCUGAGAGUGGAGAUCUGGAUGAUGAUGCUGAAGCUAUCCUUGCUGCAGACUUUGAAAUUGGUCACUUUUUACGUGAGCGUAUAAUUCCAAGAUCAGUGUUAUACUUUACUGGAGAAGCCAUUGAAGAUGAUGAUGAUGAUUAUGAUGAAGAAGGUGAAGAAGCAGAUGAGGAAGGGGAAGAAGAAGGAGAUGAGGAAAAUGAUCCAGACUAUGACUCAAAGAAGGAUCAAAACCCAGCAGAAUGCAAGCAGCAGUGAAGCAUGAUGUGUGUGGCCUUGAGGAUAACCUGCACUGUAAUAACCUAAAUACAACCAUUAUUUACUUACAGCCUUAUGUUUUUGUAUUUUCUUAGUAGACUCCGUAAUUUUUUUUAAGGAGAGGAACUGAUAUUUUAAAGAUCAGUUUGUUCUACUUAGCAUUUUGACUAUGAUUCCUCUGCCAAAUACAUUGAAGGCACAGAUUCUCUCAAGCAUGUUCAUCCAUUGCUACAUAAUUUGGUUCUUUCAGAGUAUUUUAAACCUGUAGCUGUUACUUAGCAGCUAUAAAAAUGAAGACUGUCUCUCCAGCCCCCAAAUAGAGCAUUUUUUUUUGAUUUACAAUUUUUUUCACCACAGGAACCAAAAUAUUUUAUUCAGCUGGAGUAGUUGAAUGGAUUUUAAGUUUGCUUGCAUUACCUGUGCCUUUCAUUACUUUGUUAUAGAAAUAUAGUGACUUUACUAAGACUAUUCAUCAUGGGGAUGGGGGAGGCGGGGCUUGGCCAGACAAGUGUGUGGUUAAGAAUUUCCAGUAACACCACUCUCAGUUACUUAGGGUUAUUCAUGGAUUUUUGUGUUGGAGAUAACAUUGUUAAUUGUAAAGAAGUCUAAUUUCAUAGUCUAGUUUUGGUUAUCAUAGUGAGACGAAUAAAGCCUAGUAUUUUCAGAAGUUAGUCUCACUCAUUAUUUUAACUGUACUUUCAAAUUUAACCUCCAUUAAUAAGCAUCUCUUCUUUGUGGUAGGGUCUACCUUCUGCUUCCCUGGAAAGGAUGAAUUUACAUCAUUUGACAAGCCUAUUCAAGUUUUUUUUGUUGUUGUUUGUUUACUUGUUUAUGUUUUUCCAGCUUAAAAUAAAAAUGUCAAAUAUAAUUUUAGUUCUCACAAGAUAAUGUCUUAAUUUUGUACUAAUUCAGGUAGAAGCAAGAGCUAGCUAAAACUAAACUUUGUUCCCAGUUUAUCAUACUGCUAAAAAAAAGGGUGCUGACUUGGGAAGAAGUACUACAUCUAAUAAGAAACUAAAAAUGAAAGACAAAAGCAUUUUUAAAUGUAGAUUUUUUUCUCAACGAUUAAAGCUAAAUUUUAUUUUCUUUGAUUAGAACUAGAGAGAUGGCCCCAAGCCUUUGAUUAAUUCCAAGUUUUAUUGCUUAAAGUAUGAGUGUGUCAUUUACCCAUGUUUCUGUUAUCUAUGUAUUAAAAUGGGUAGUACUGUUCACUUAACUACCUCACAGAUGUGUUAAACAUUAUUAGUUAAAAUUUUAUGAAAUGUUCUUCAUUCUUAUUAAAAGCUUAAAAUUUUGGAUCUGUUUGUGCCACAAGUAUGAUCUUUAGCAUAUUAUUCAUACCAGGGCUAAUCAAACUGGAAAACAAAUGUUCAGUGAGUACUUAAAAGGUGGUUCUGGCCAGGCAACACUUUUAGAUCUUUGUGUGUGGCUCCUUUUUCAAUAGAAAAGAAUGCGUGAGUGAGUGAACGCCCAGUGAUUGUUUUCAGGUAUUGUAGUUAUGGCCAUAUUGUGGUAAAUCCUAUGAAGACCAUGGAACUAAAGUAGAAAUAAGUUAAAUUUUAGAAAUGAAAAAUUGCCAUUAAAUUUUAGACUGUAGGGCCACGUUUAAAAUACCUCAGGCUAAUUACUGUUAAUUUUUUGGUGGUGAAUUUUAUUAAUAUGGGCUAACUGGAUUAUAAUUGGAAAGUUUAGAGUUCCUGCCCUUAACAAAAUUAUACUGGGGUCAUUUUUAGACAUUUGGGUUGCAUUUUGGCACAUUUAAUUUUGAAGUAUGAAUGUGUUUUGCUGUUUGCAUGGUACUAUCCAUUCUUCUGAAAUUUUUAACUACUGGAAAUCCUUAACCAAUUAAAAGUCUGUAGGGGAUAAGACACCAUGAACACACCUCAUGUUUUUCCUCUUUAUUUUCAAAAUAACUUUGGUUGCUUUGGUUCCGAUAUCUUUGCUGACUGGGUGGGGUGGCGGGGGGUUACUCAUCACUCAUAUAAUGCAACUUUUUUUCUGAACUUUAAACUGUUUGACUAAAGAUAGAAUCCCAUUUUUGUGAACUUAAAAGAAUUAGCAGAAACCACUACCCUUUCCACCCCCCCUUCUUUUAGGAAGUAGCUGUUGCCAAAGUGAAGGUAGAUAGGAUUUCAUUUUGUUAUCUAAAGGGUUUGUGGUUUGCAGAGGAUUUGUUUUCUUAAUAAAGGUGUUCAAGAGUAUCAGUGUUUAUGCCAUUUCUCAUUCAUAAAUUUUUUUUUCCAUUCUAGACUUUUGAAAUGCUGUAAUUUGAAAUCCUUAAUAAAAUUUGCAUUUAAUUUUAUAAAAUGUACUAGUGACAUUCUGGGUGUUUUUUAAAAAAAAAUCUAAAAUUUUUUUUUAUAACUACAGAGUAGAGAUGCUUAGAGUAGGAUGUUCCAUGCAUAGGCCACAAUGGCCUGUAAAUUAGUAAAGUGAUACAACUUUUAAGUAGAAAAUUAGAAGAUACUCCAGUUUUUACAGGUUCUACUUGAGUAAAUUACAGACAUUUUUUAGAUUUUGUUUAUUUCUCAGGUUUGUUCCAGCCUGGGCACUGGCUCAAGUUCCCUAGUUUAUUUUCUCUUUAGAAAUGGUAAAAAUUCAUAUGAAAUAAUGCUUUGGAAAAAAUUUAAUCUAUCUUUUAAUAACCACAUAAGUAGUAUAAGUUAACAAAGAACAGUUCUAAAAAUCAAUUGGUCUUUUAGUUGAUAUGGAUGUUGAAAAUUAUAUCUACUUUCUCAAUUACUUUAUCUGGUCCACUGAAAUAGUAUUGGUAUUUAUAUCACAUGAAAGUUGUCUGGAAUUGGCUUAUAGAAAUGGUACUUUAAAAAAUGGGAUUCUACCUCCAUUUUAAGUUCACAGAAUAACCUAGAAGGAAACUAGAGCUUUAAUAAAAAUAUUUUCAUUAUUCUGUAAAUAGUUAAAUGAUUUUAAAUGGUUAUGAUAAGGCCCCGUGAUAAGAAUUAACUGUAUAUUACUGCUGCUUGGAAGAUAUUUGUGGCUUUGAUUCCAUUUCAUUGAGUUCAUUCCCAUUACUAAAAAUAAAGAUAACACUUUGUAUUUUUGUUUGUGAAAAUCUUAAUCGUACCAUGCAGAAUAUUAAACUGUUUAAUCUUCA
Molecule: messenger RNA, 4451 nt
Organism: Sorex fumeus (smoky shrew)
Lineage: Eukaryota; Metazoa; Chordata; Mammalia; Eulipotyphla; Soricidae
Gene: NAP1L1
Product: nucleosome assembly protein 1 like 1
Exons: 15
Coding region: 161-1336 (391 amino acids)
Biological process (GO): nucleosome assembly
Cellular component (GO): chromatin; nucleus
Molecular function (GO): histone binding; chromatin binding
Source: RefSeq, a predicted model, not a curated record